Molecule: messenger RNA, 1992 nt
Organism: Pelagomonas calceolata
Lineage: Eukaryota; Pelagophyceae; Pelagomonadales; Pelagomonadaceae
Source: the annotation of a GenBank genome assembly
GCGCGUGACUGCUCACUUGUGCCGGAGAGGCGGCUGUUGACGCAUAACUCACAUCACUGCAACCAUCGCUGCAGCAAGAUAAUGGAGUGGCUCCAGGACCAGCUCCUCCGCUUAGCGGCGCGGUACUACUGCCAAGACAUGGACAUAGAUGCAUCAAAACUACAAAUCGAGAAGUGGGACGCUGAAAGCUGCCGCAUCAAAGCGACAGACUUGAAAUUAACGAACGAGCACGGCGCGCUCUCCGCCGCCGAGUGCACCGUGGACGUGUCACAAGGCGUAGCAAUAGAGACGCAAGGCACUAUCUUAAUCGCGGCGCCCUGGAGAUCCAUCGGCGCCGUGAUGACGGACGGCUGGCGCGGGCCGGCCGUCAGCCUGCAGGCAGCCAUCCUCGAGCUGCGCUGCGGCGGCGCCAAACUUAGAGUGAGAAACGCAGCGAUCACCACAAAUACAACAGAUUCAACCGCCAACUGGGACGUCGCCGUGGCGUCGUUCCACAACGACCACGUGGGCGAGGCGCGGGGCGUCUCCGCGACGCUCGCAACCCGUGUAGCAAUCGGUGAGAGGCGCUGCGACAGUACUACCCGAAAAUUAGCCAAGGCCGAGGUGGAGGUGGUAGGCGGCGACACCGGUCUUAUUAUGGACACGCCGUUGUAUGCGUUAAUCGAGGAAGCCGCGCCUUAUUUAAAGAAGGUGGGCGAGGAGGGCUUGUUUUGCGCGUUCAAGUGUUCUAGAUUUGUGGUACGAGUCUUGGGGAUCGAUGUGCUGGGAGAGGCGGGGAUCCAUCUCCAUUUAGUGGAUGACGACGUCUGGCCGCGCUGGCGUUGUGAUAUUCAAGCUCCCGCGCUCCGGUGGGGCGCCGACGACGCACCAGCCGCCUCGACGAUGAGAAUCUCCUGGCUGACGCGGGAGGGCUGGGCCCUGGCUUGCGAGCGAGGCAGCUCGUCUCUGAACGACUCCGACGGGUAUGAUGAUGCGUGCGCGCGGUCGCCGCGCGAGCCGCCGGGCUGGCGCCACCCGAAUUUUAUCAAGAAGCCCGUGCUGGACGGGGGGCCUGCUUUACGUAUUGACGUCAAGGUCGACGGGUCCUUGUCCGAUGCUGGUUUAUGUUACGCCGUCCUCGGCGCGCUGUGGGGCGGCGCAGCGACGAAGGCGCCCUCGUAUACAUGCACUUUACGAAUAGAAGCGCUCUCCUCCAGCCUAGGUGCUUCUGAAAAAGUCGUGGCCACCGUGGCACGACAGUCAAUGACCUCAGACCCCGUCGCGACGCUCGCCUUAAAAGCCUUGCGCGGGGCCAUUGAGCUGAUCGGUUCCGAGGAUGCGCCGGUCGUCGCGCGGACGGGCGCGCCCGGCGAAAUUAGAAUAGAGGCAGCGCAAGGUACUUUAUAUACAGUACCGUCGCUCCCGAAUCUGAGGGUGACGGCGUCUCUCAAAUCUUUGUUGGUGCCCGAUGUGUUUGGGCUGGCUCUCUCGGCGUGCGAUGCGACUAUGAUCGUGACGGAGGACGUGCUCCAGGGCCGGGCGGCGUCGCUCGGUAUCACUUUGGAUGGUCUCCGUCUCGCGACGCUGCGCGGCGUCGGCGCGGAACGGGCGCUGUUGAACGGCGGCGUCGUCCAGCGGGCGCGCGUGUCCGUGGACGCCGUCUCCAUUGAAAUGGACGGGGCUGGCAAGGCCGCCGGCGUGUUACGGGACCGCGCCGGCGUCUUACGGGGCGCGCCGAAACCGGCCGACGCGCCGCGGGCCGUCGCCCUCCAGGCGCGCGUCGAGGCCGCGGCCUGCGGCUCGCUCGCGGCCACUAAACUGGCGGCCGAGGUCAAGGUCGUCGACGGCGCGGCGGAGGCGUCUCUCGGUGACGCGGAACAUGGCGUUUUGAUGCGGUCCACGCGGGGCGGCGUCGAGGUCGUCUCUCAUGAUUACGUCGAUGACAUGGCCGGUACGGCCGCGGGGCGGGCCGUGGCAACGUUGCUGGCGGCGGCGAUGGAGUUCGCGUUUUAA